This is a messenger RNA of Cavia porcellus (domestic guinea pig), 2367 nucleotides long. RefSeq names its product forkhead box B2 (gene Foxb2). The record is from RefSeq and is a predicted model, not a curated record. The coding region runs from base 1 to 1278 and encodes 425 amino acids. Gene Ontology annotation, molecular function: RNA polymerase II cis-regulatory region sequence-specific DNA binding; DNA-binding transcription factor activity, RNA polymerase II-specific. Gene Ontology annotation, biological process: regulation of transcription by RNA polymerase II; anatomical structure morphogenesis; cell differentiation. Lineage: Eukaryota; Metazoa; Chordata; Mammalia; Rodentia; Caviidae. The transcript has a single exon.
AUGCCGCGGCCGGGGAAGAGCUCGUACAGCGACCAGAAGCCGCCUUACUCGUACAUCUCGCUGACCGCCAUGGCCAUCCAGCACUCGGCCGAGAAGAUGCUGCCGCUGAGCGACAUCUACAAGUUCAUCAUGGAGCGCUUCCCCUACUACCGCGAGCACACGCAGCGCUGGCAGAACAGCCUGCGCCACAACCUCUCCUUCAACGACUGCUUCAUCAAGAUCCCGCGGCGGCCCGACCAGCCCGGCAAGGGCAGCUUCUGGGCGCUGCACCCCGACUGCGGCGACAUGUUCGAGAACGGCAGCUUCCUGCGGCGCCGCAAGCGCUUCAAGGUGCUGCGCGCGGACCACGCGCACCUGCACGCGGGGAGCGGCAAGGGCGCGGCGGGCGCGGGGCCCCGGGGGCCGCUGCACGCGCACCACGCGCACCACCCCCACCAGCACCAGCACCACCACCAGCACCAGCACCACCACCAGCACCACCCGCCGCCGCCGCCGCCGCACAUGGUGCACUAUUUCCACCAGCAGCCGCCCCCUGCGCCGCCACCGCCGCCGCCACACCUCGCGCCCCAAGCCCCGCCGGCCCCGCAGUCGCAGGCGCAGGCGCCACCGCCGUCCCACCCCGGCAAGGUGCACGAGGCUGCGGCCGUGGCGGCGGCGGCGGCGGCGGCGGCGGCGGCGGCCGUGGGCAGCGUGGGGCGCCUGUCCCAGUUCCCGCCCUACGGACUGGGCUCGGCAGCCGCCGCCGCCGCCGCCGCGGCCUCCACGUCCGGCUUCAAGCAUCCUUUCGCCAUCGAGAACAUCAUCGGCCGGGACUACAAGGGCGUGCUGCAGGCCGGCGGGCUGCCCUUGGCGUCCGUCAUGCACCACCUGGGCUACCCGGUGCCGGCCCAGCUCGGCAACGUCGUCGGCUCCGUGUGGCCGCACGUGGGCGUCAUGGAUUCGGUGGCCGCCGCCGCCGCCGCCGCGGCGGCUGGGGUCCCCGUGGGCCCGGAGUACGGAGCAUUCGGGGUGCCGGUGAAGGCCCUGUGCCACUCGGCCAGCCAGGGACUGCCGGCUGUGCCCGUGCCCAUCAAGCCCACGCCAGCGCUCCCGCCCGUGACCGCGCUGCCGCCACCUGCGCUCGCUGUCCCCGCGGCGGCCCAGCAGCCGCCGGCGCCGUCCACCGUGUGCUCCGCGGCGGCCGCAGCCUCGCCCGCAGCCCCGCUGUUGGAGACGUCGGCCCCGAGCGCCGCCGAGAGCAAGGGCGGCUCCCUGCACUCAGUGCUAGUGCACUCUUAGGGGUUCGGGGUACAGGGACGCUGCUGCGAGGCUGCACCGACUCCCCCUCAAGAAGAGGGUGCCCAGGGAGCCGGGCACAGCCGGGAGCCCCAACCGGGCGCCCAAGGAAAGUGUAGGACAGACGAGCAGAUCCGAAAAGUGCUCUCUCGGGUGGUGACCCUGGAAAAGUGCACCCUCCGGGUGGCUGUUUAUACUGAGUUGUACAAUCAGAUUAAUGAAAGCCUUUCCAGGUAAGAGUUUCUAUUGUAAUUAUUAUGAUCAAUAAAUUAUGGGGGAAGGGAGCAAGGGAGGUUGGGGAAGCCUCAUUCGCUGGCACAUCGGACAUGGGUUCUGACCCCAUUCCUGGGAGCUGCAGCUGGAUGCCGACCCUCCCCCGAAAAAUCAAGCGGUGACGCCAGCCGGAUCGCGCCUACCAAUGUCCCCUCUCGGCCCGGGUCCUCCUGGCCAGGCAGCCGGCUCCAGUGCACGUCCACCCACCGAGGAAUUCUCGUUGCGGAUAAGAAAAAGGAGAGGGUGCCUUUGAUGCGGUCACUUUUCUGGUCAGCUAAACGGGGCGGACACGGUGUCUCGAAUACAGUCGCUGGGGGGGGGGGUGACGGACUGAGGAAAGGGCUCUGGGAAAAGUACACUUCUGGGGUCUGACCUUCGGGUCGAGAAGGAUCGGAGGAGCUGCUAAUGCAAUUAGUUUGCACGAAAGAGAACGGCAGCGGCUUUCAAAGCAAGGCCCCAAUUCCAAAAGUAAAAGUUUGGAGGAACACAACCAAAGAGAGACGGUGGAAGCGGCUUUCACCAGCCAAUCGCCUGGGUGUCAGUCGCCUGAGAGCCUGGGUGAGGAGCCCAAGAAUGCACUGAAUUCCCACGAUCCGUUCCCUUUGCGAUGUUAAGGGGGAGAAGUCACCCCUAAUUCACGAACGCACGACAACCCUGCCGCAGCACCCGACAGCCCUGCGUCCGUCGGUGGCGGCUCCCUCCCAGGCUCCCCGCACCUUUGCGCUCAGAGGGGCCCUCCCUGUCUUUCAAGCGAAUUCUUCAGUCUCAGUUUGUGAGUGGAAAAGAAAUCUGCCUUGUCGCUGUCACCCUUCCCCAAUU